AUGGACGAUCAAAUGGUAACAUCGUUUCCAUCCACCAACAUGGAAACAACAGCAACCACUUCGUCCUCGUCGUCUUUUAUAUCUCCGACCACACAUUUCAAGAAUUUGCUGAUUAGAUACAGUUCAAUUGCGCAAGAAGACGUUGAAGACGCCUACCAAUCGAGCAGCAACAACUUCGUCUCAUCGAAGGAUCCCCUGCCGUACGAUCCCUGGCUCGGUUGGUACACGGCCGCCACUCUCAGCGGGUUGUUACUUCUCUUCCUCGUUUGUGUAGGUCUCGAAAAAAUUAAAGAUCGAAUUUUGACGUAUUUUGAGAAGCGACCGAAUUUGAACGGGAGCAAAAUCUCUGUAAAGAACAAUGACACAGUUGAAAAAGAUGAUUCAUCGUUUGAUCAGUCAGAUCGAAAUUUAUACCACUCAAAUGAUGAAGAACUUGAUAGCAAACGAACUUCAAAAAUUCAACUAACAAAUCACCAACCACAUCAUCUAUCCGAACAAAAAAAAAAGACCCAUCAGCCUCAAUAUCAACAAACACAACUUUCACACUUUGAAACAAACCCUCCAAACAGUUGUUCCCAAACACGUCAACAACUGCAAUGUCAACCUCACUAUCAAAAAGACGCUCAAGAACUUGAAAUCAAUUUAAAUCUUGCUGAAAAUAUUCACCGUCAACAUACUAGACAUCACUUAAUGAACUGCGUAUGUUCAAAUCAAACUUCUUCUUGCCAGCAUCUCCAAUUGCAAACAGAAUCAAAUAAAAGCAACCUACUAAAAAGUCACGAAAGUCACGUUCAUUCAAAAUCAUCUUCAUGUUCUUCACUUUCACAAGAGAUUCGUGCAAUUAAAGGUGUCGGUGUUGAUGCAACAAAACAAAAUGAAUCAAAAAGUUUAACUUUAAAAGAGCAAUAUCAGCACCAGCCACAACACAUGCAACCAGAAGCAAACACAAAAAUUAGCACUGUUGACAUUGUUGAUGCUCGAACAACUCAAACAAAAAAUUCAAUAAGCAACGAAAGCAGCAUAUCAAACAACAGCAAUCUCAAUGAAUUCAAUCACAAUAAAUGCUGUAACAGUAGCCUAAACGAAGAAAAUAAUUUGAAAAUUGUCGACAGAUACAACAACAUCAACAUAAACGUUCUCAACAACAACAACAACACAAUCGAUAGUUUUGAAGAGUGCAGCAGAACCAGCAACCACCUCAACAACGAAUCCAUCAUCAACAACAACAACUUCAACAGUAAUAACUCCAACAACUACAACACUUGCAGUUUUGAAGGCAGCAAUAGUCAUUAUAAAAAUAUGUGUAUUAAUAAUAAAAACAAACUUACAAACAACGAAACAGGCAGCAACAAUCACGAAAUUUCUAAAAUUAAUCUCAACACAAAAAGCUACAACGACGACAACAAAUUAUACAACUGCAACAAUGAUAUUUUAACUGGCUAUGAAAAUAUCAGUACAAACACGAAUUCAGGCCAAAACAACCACAAUAUCACCAAUAAUAAAAAUUACAUCGCAGCCAACGAUAACAACAGUACUACCAACAACACCGAUAGCAUCAAUAACAACAACAUCAACAACUCCGACAUCAACAUCAACAACACUAACAAUAACAGCAGCAUAGGAAACGGAAAAACUUAUCAAUGGGAGAGCGAUGCAGUUGUGAGUUAUGGAAAGGCAGAUAGGACAUUGAAUGACGUCACCAUUAUAGCCGCACAGACAUCAAUGCCGACUUUUAUAAUGACGUCAGAGAUAUCCUUCACGCGGUCUUCAACACCACAACCAUCCACGCAAUCAAUUCUGUCCACAACAUCAGUUGCAGCAAUACCGUCUUCAACAUUGUUGACAGAAUCCUCAACGACACCAUACAACGUUUCAACAUCCGCGGCAACAAAAAUUGCAACAAUCAAGGCUCAGCCAACAGUCGUACUCUUCACAAACUUGACACCACCAACAUCAAUUACUGCAAUAUCAAAAAACAACUCAUGUUCAUCAACAACUUGUCAAUCAAUAUCAGACUCAAAAACUGCAGCUAUGUUGCCAACAUCUAACGUCUUUCAUGCAAAAAUUUGUUCAAAUCAGUCGACAGUCUCACCACAUCAGCUCACAUUACAAUCGACAACAACUGACGAAAUUACUUACAGCUCUCUAUUGACCGGGACACUUGAUAUAACAGCCACUGCAGCUAACAACGCCGCUGCUUGCUCUGCAAGUUCAGUCACAACUACAACAACUUCAUCUCAUAUUUUACUACAAUAG
Helobdella robusta is the source of this 2256-nucleotide messenger RNA. RefSeq lists its product as hypothetical. The record is from RefSeq and is a predicted model, not a curated record. The coding region runs from base 1 to 2256 and encodes 751 amino acids. The transcript has 2 exons. NCBI's taxonomy places the organism in Eukaryota, Metazoa, Annelida, Clitellata, Rhynchobdellida, Glossiphoniidae.